This is a messenger RNA of Camelina sativa (false flax), 677 nucleotides long. The record is from RefSeq and is a predicted model, not a curated record. NCBI's taxonomy places the organism in Eukaryota, Viridiplantae, Streptophyta, Magnoliopsida, Brassicales, Brassicaceae.
GGUUACAACGUCCCGAUGCUGGUGGUUCCUCAGGGAGGCUCGGGUUUGAACUGCAGCAGCACCGGAUGCGUCGUGGAUCUGAACGGUUCGUGUCCGUCGGAGCUUAAAGUGACGAGUUUGGACGGCGGUGGGAAACAGGCCAUGGGUUGCAAAAGCGCGUGCGAAGCUUUCCGUACGCCGGAGUACUGUUGCAGCGGCGCGUACGGUACGCCUGACACGUGUAAACCGUCGUCGUACUCGGCGGUGUUUAAAACCGCGUGCCCACGUGCUUACAGCUACGCUUACGAUGAUCAGAGUAGUACCUUCACAUGCGCCGACUCCCCUAAUUACGUCAUCACGUUUUGCCCUUCCCCUAACACCAGUCAAAAAUCAUCACAAGAUCAGAGCCCAGAUCCUAAAACGACGACGCCAUCAGGAACGACUACACCAGCCGGAGAUAGUAGUAGUAGUAGUAGUACGACGUGGUCGCCGGUGGAUACAUCGAUGAUAUACGAAGGAGCUUUGGAUCAGAGCAAAGGAUCACCGUCCAGUUAUCAUGUUUCUUCGUUAUGUGGAAUCACAGUCACUCUUGCGCUGGCCUUUUGUCGGAUGUGGUCGCUCUUUUGACCUAACCUUUUUUUUUUGUCUCCCGCGUAAAACACUGAAUCAGGACGUUGUGGGCCAUCACUCACUAAAAA